CUUCCGUUUCCCCCCCUUCCCCGCGCGUGCGUCAUCGCCCGGCGCGAGGCGUUUCCCGUGGUGCCCCGCGGCGCGGCGUUCGCGGCGGACAAGAUGGCCGCCUACGGCGAGGACGGGGAGGCCCCGUCGCCGCCGCCCGGCCCCGGCGGCGGCGUGAACGUCUUCGCCAACGACGGCAGCUUCCUAGAGCUCUUCAAGCGCAAGAUGGAGGCGGAGCAGCAGCGCGAGCGCGAGGCGGCGGCGGCGGCCGAGGCCCCCGGCGGCGCCGGUACCGGGCCCGGCCCGCACCGCUCGGCCGACGGCCAGAAGAGGAGCGGCGGCGCGCCCAGCUUCGUGGGCAGGCGGCGAGGCGGGAACAAGCUCGCCCUGAAGACGGGGGUGGUAGCCAAGAAGCAAAAGACCGAAGAGGAGGUUUUGACAAGUAAAGGCGACGCCUGGGCCAAGUACAUGGCGGAGGUGAAAAAGUACAAAGCGCACCAGUGCAGCGACGACGACAAAACCCGGCCCCUGGUGAAAUAGCCUCUCCGCGGCGCCCGCACGGACUCUUUCCCUGUUGUACAUACUUAUUUAAGCAGCGGCGGAGGCUCGCGGCUCCCGCAGACGGCCACCACGUGCUCCCAGCGGCUUGUUCGAGGUGUUUUUAUAUGUAAAAAAAAAUAUAUAUAUAUAUCUCUCUCUUUCUUUCUCUGUCGCGCACGCGUGGGGACGUUGCCGAGUCUGCUGUUCACUGACUCGAUCCUUUUUCCGUUCCGCUGGGAAUCGUGGGUGCCGGGCUGGCCGUAGCGCUCCGCACCGGGAAGGCGGUGGCCCCCCCGGCGGCCGGGGCCCCCCCUGCUCAUGUUGUUAAAGACCUCGGUGUUUCGGAGCCACUAACGGCUCCCGGGGUGGUCUUGGCACGGGGGCUGUGACGUGGCGGCGGUCUCACCCUUGUGCUGCCUUCGCUGUCACCCCCUGGGGUUGUUUUACCCCCCCGUAGGUACCCGGUGGGGUUGUGACAAGCUCCGGCUGUUCUUCCCCCUUGCUCGGACUGUCCCGAAAUUGCCCGGUGCUUCCCGGCGCCCGGAGCAUUAAACCCGGCUCCCCCCUGGCCAGGCGCCGCAGUCCCGUUUUUCCCCCUGCGGCGGCUCCAGGUGGGAGCUGCCGCCGCUGCCCGCGCCUCCCGGCCCCUCCGGCCGCGGCCCCGCGCGGAGCACGGACUCGCCCGGCUUCCAGCUCUUGCAGCCGCGAAAGCUCCUUUAUUCCGAAGGCCCUUCACAAACCUCCGCCCGCUCCGGCUCUUGUUUUGGAAUAAAAUCCUCUUGCAAACAGA
Molecule: messenger RNA, 1309 nt
Organism: Dromaius novaehollandiae (emu)
Lineage: Eukaryota; Metazoa; Chordata; Aves; Casuariiformes; Dromaiidae
Gene: TRIR
Product: telomerase RNA component interacting RNase
Exons: 3
Coding region: 94-519 (141 amino acids)
Molecular function (GO): 3'-5' exonuclease activity; 5'-3' exonuclease activity
Source: RefSeq, a predicted model, not a curated record